Monomorium pharaonis (pharaoh ant) is the source of this 3872-nucleotide messenger RNA. RefSeq names its product beta-1,3-galactosyltransferase 6 (gene beta3GalTII). Gene Ontology annotation, biological process: glycosaminoglycan biosynthetic process. The record is from RefSeq and is a predicted model, not a curated record. Gene Ontology annotation, molecular function: UDP-galactosyltransferase activity. Gene Ontology annotation, cellular component: membrane. Bases 2437 to 3435 code for a protein of 332 amino acids. Lineage: Eukaryota; Metazoa; Arthropoda; Insecta; Hymenoptera; Formicidae. The transcript is spliced from 2 exons.
UUUGUACUUAAUUAAAUAGACUUACGAUAGAGCAAAUUAAUAUUUUCACAAUUUUUAGAUGUAGCGAGAAAAAGAGGAGUUGAUUGAAAAAUUUUUACCUCGUACAUCUCGAAAAUUUUUAAAUUGUCAUUUUUUGUAAAAUACGUCAUAAAAUGGGUAAAAUCAGAAUCACGUGAUAUUGUAAACAUUAGCAAAAUAGCAACAAAAGAAAUUAUUGAUUUUAUGAAUUAAGUGUUUACAAUAUACAAUUCUUGUAUCUCUCUAAAACAGAGUACGUCUUUAGGACAUCCAAACAUCUUUGGUCGUUUUUAGAAUCUUGAGGGCCUUUGCUGAACAAAGGUUUUAUAACAAGAAACACGAUAUAUAAUUCCAUCAUACUUAAUGUUUCUUUUAAUUAAAUAUUUUUUAAUAUUUUAAAUGAAUUGUAUUAGAGAGAUACAACAUUUUAAUUAUAGUCAUUAUAUUUUGCCAAUAAAUUUCUAAUUGUGAUAUGUAUUUAUCACUCACAUCUACCAUUCACCACUGCACAGUUAUAAAUAAAAUCAAAACUUAAAGAAAGAGAGUAUGAAAUAUGUAUCAGAUACAAUUAUAUGGCUGCAAGCACAGCUGUAAUCAAUGUGAUUCUGUAUUUUAUCAAUUUUCACAAAUUGCAGCGGGUCGCAUUACAAUAUGGUAAAGGAUAUAUAUUUCGCAGUCUUCUUAUUCUGCAAAUAAUAUAUACAUAUGUGUUAUUUUUGUGAAUUUUCUCUAUUUAAUUAUUGUUAACUAGUAGAAUUUUUAAUAGAAAAUUUGCACGCGAUUCCACGUUUCCUUUGCCAUAUUGCAACAAUUACACGCAUACACACACGCGCAAUACUGAAAAUAAAUUGUGUCCGCGACACAAGAUUUACAGAGCAAAAUCAGUUGUAGUAAUAAUCGAAAUCUGUUGAUAUACAUGUGAUGAUUAUAUGCAUAUACUCCGUAAGAGCCAGCUAUGUGGUUUAAUUAGGCGAAACACUUUAAUUGCUUAAUACGCGAGGAGUAAAACAAUUAUACUUUUAAGCCGCAGAUGAAAUGUUAGCUUAAGUAGAUUUUUACCAAUAGUUGUAUUCGAUGGCACUAUAUCCCGACAGCACUUAUAGACUUCCCGUGCACGGUUCGCCGGCAAUGAGUUUCGAUUGAUUCAACUUUGCUUGCGAAUCUCACUACGUGCCUUAUCCGGAGAAUAAGCAUUGGUCAUAUCAAAAUCUAUGUUUCAACCAUGAUUAAUUGAUAACUGAACUAAUUAAGGAUUUCAUGUUAGAAUCGGGAUUUUUUUCGCAACGCGACUAAAGCAGUGCCAAAUCAUGUGUGUUGUACGUAGCGAUUAUAAAUGUGUAUCAAGAGAAGAACGAUAAUUUAUUUGUAUCAAUAUCAAACGUCGUUUUUGCCAAUGAAAAAUUAUUGUACUUUAUUUCAUCGUGAAUUUAUGAUGACUGUGUGAGAGUAGUGUGGAGAUUGUGGCAGCCAGAAAAUGCGGGUAAUGGUACUUAACGCUGAUAAAAAAAAAUUCCUCCGUGAGCCUUAGCUGAGUGAAAUUUAAAUGUCAUGUCCCCGAGCAAACACACAUUUUCAUCACUGAUUUUCUGCAGCAAUAAAUUGUUCUUCACAAUAGUUCUUCACGAAUUCUUCAAACAUUAAAUCAGACAGAAAUUUCGUAGGUACCUUUUGUGGAGCUUGUCUCCGAAUUCGAAAUUUUUCUUUGCAAGAAAGAUUCGCGAGUCUUAUAAACUUUACGAAUGGAAAUACAUAAAACUGUUUAAUCUUGCAUUAAAGUGCGUUGUUACUUGGAAAAAAGAGACAGGAAAUUUAUAAAAGUUUGCACAAUUUCGAGAUUCGAUAUGUUAAUACACUUUAUAUCUUAAAUAUUCUGUAUUCUCGAAAUAUAAUCGCCUCCAGCUUGCGCGCUUGCCAAGUCGUAUGUCGUACUUGUCAUGUUGUCAAUAUCCUAACCUAACCCAACCCUAACUUCGAUUCGGAGUUCUGUGGAUCAGCUGAUUGCAGUAUACAGCUGAUUAUGUUCGUUCAGCGAGAAUUAUUUAAGAUUCAGAAUUAUCUCUAAGCAUCGUCAAUGUAUCAAUAUUUGGUAAUAUUACAGACACAAUACUUACAGCGAAACAUCAACAAAGAUGGAUGCAAACAAAGACGAAGCACGGAAAAUCUAACUAAAGUUAGCGGAUUUCAUUUUAUUUUCAUUAUUUUACAUUUCUGAAUUAUAUGUUCAAUAUUUAUCAUAUAAAUAUACAUAUAUAUAUGAAAUAUUCUACGUGCAUGCGAUUUAUAUCGCAACUCGGAACUUGAAGGCGUUCUAACUACGGCACUGAUCGUGCAAAUUUACGAGGCAGAGGAAUCUGUCAAGCGCGUGAUUUCUUCUCGCAGCGCGCGGCGUUCCUUGUGAAACUCUCCCCACGACUCCCCAUGACCCUGCGACUCGAUCUCAUGCCCAAACUCCAGCUCGCCCGACGGAAGUUCCUCGUCCGGGCGAAUGUCCUCGCGUUUUUGCUCGUGGCGAUCAUCAUCUUUUUGUGCGUGCACUACCUGCCGGCGCGGGGAUGUCAGCUGGAUAACCGGCAGACACCGGAGAACAAGUCCAAGUACAGGCUGAUCGUCCUGAUUCUGAGCGAACCGGACAACCUGGAGCGUCGUAAUACCAUUAGGAAGACCUGGCUGGCAAGUCGCGACGCCGCAGUCAGACACUUCUUCGUCAUCGGCACCCAGGACAUCUUGCCGGAGCAGAGGGAUACCCUGCAUUCGGAGAAGGAGAAGUUUGACGAUUUGCUGCUGCUACCCAGGCUGCAGGACUCGUAUGGCACGCUGACGAAGAAGGUGCUGCACGCUCUGCAAGCCGUCCACGAGCGUUACAACUUUGACUAUCUGCUCAAGUGCGACGACGACUCUUACGUGCUGGUGCACAAGAUCCUGAAGGAGCUCGACAGGUGGCAGAGUAAGGGCACCAGGCGGGAGCUCUAUUGGGGUUUCUUCAACGGGCGGGCGCAGGUAAAGAGGAGCGGUCCCUGGAAGGAGGCCGAUUGGAUCCUAUGCGAUUACUACCUUCCUUACGCCCUGGGUGGUGGAUACAUCCUGUCCUACAAUCUCGUCAAGUUUAUCGCCAACAACGCGGACAUUCUCAAGCUGCAUAAUUCUGAAGACGUGUCUGUCGGGCUCUGGUUGGCGCCGCUGGCAAACAUUGAAAGGAAACACGAUGUGCGCUUCGACACGGAAUACCGAUCGCGCGGCUGCUCCAAUCAGUACAUAAUUACGCACAAACAAACGAUCCAGAGUAUGAGGAGUAUGCACGAGUAUUACGAGACCUCCGGCGCACUGUGUCCCAAAGAAGUUAGGAAUCGCAUGAGCUAUCAGUACAAUUGGACCGCACCACCCAGCCAGUGCUGCAAUAGACAAUCUGGUAUCCCUUAAUGUGAUGAAGAGAGGAUUUUUGCAACCCCUUCUAGUCCAGUUUUUUAUACUUGCUCAAGAAACAUUCUCACUUUAUCGCUUAUAUUUUUAAUGAUCAUGUAAGCAUUCUAUGUAUAUUCUGAUUUAUAUCCUCAUUAGACUAUUCAUUAAUAUUAAAUACUAUAAAAAUAUAGUAUUUUAUAUAAUUUUUCAAGAGUAAGAAAUUUAAACAAUUUUAUAGAAGAAAGUUAUGGAAGAUGUAACGAAUUUGCGACGUUCCUUCAAAGGAUAUACAGCAACUUCAAAUCUGAAUUUUAUUUGUUACUCGAAUAUAAUUGUGCAGUAGCUUUAUUAAAUAAUUAAUUCAAAACGCUUGCAUAUAUAUUUUGUAAAUAUUUAGUGACGAGCAGGUAGACAUAGAUCAAAUAAGUUUCGAUAAAAUAUAUUUUUUUCUAUCA